Sinocyclocheilus rhinocerous is the source of this 2419-nucleotide messenger RNA. Its product is annotated as tubby-related protein 1-like. Gene Ontology annotation, biological process: protein localization to cilium. Gene Ontology annotation, cellular component: cilium. Gene Ontology annotation, molecular function: actin filament binding. Bases 449 to 1972 code for a protein of 507 amino acids. The transcript is spliced from 14 exons. Lineage: Eukaryota; Metazoa; Chordata; Actinopteri; Cypriniformes; Cyprinidae. The record is from RefSeq and is a predicted model, not a curated record.
ACGCUUUUACACCCUCGUGACUGACAGAUACUUUGGCCUGAAUCUGCUGUAGCUUGAGGAGGUGUAGCCUGCUAUCAAAGCACACGACACAAGUCUGAUCUUUGAUCACCGGACAAUUUUCUUCAGAAAAUGCAAAAAUGAAAUUAUAGUAUCUUUAUGUUCAGCUAUAGCUAAAUCAAAUGUUUGUUAAAUGUGUCAGCAAGGGGAGUGUUUAGCAAGGAAUCAUUCAACUAAAUGUAAACAUGACAACUAAUCAAGGCAGCAGCAGGUUCACUCGAUGUGUGAGUUUGACAGAUGGGUCAGUGGGAAAAUCCGUUUAGCAACUUCCUGCUGAUGGAGGUUCACUGAGUAAAGCUCCACACUUUCUCAUUACUAGCUUCGAGUCACCGCACUGAGGCCUCGCUUGCUUUUGUUCAACUUUAUCGGAUACAGUUUCAAGAUAAAGGACAUGUCUGCCGAAAAGAAGCCCAAAAAGAAGAAGCCCGAGUCGACUCCAGCAGAGACCAAUGGGACCGAAGCCAAACCCAAAAAGACCAAGAGCAAGAAGAGCGGUGAUAGCUGCCCGGCCGCUCAGAAUGGAGAGAAGGUGAAGAAGAAGAAACUGGAGAAGGACAAAGAAUCAACAGAGAAGGAGAAGGAAAUCAAAAAGAAAGUGAAAAGUGCUCCAAAGAAGAAGAAGAGUUCUACAGAAGAUGAUGAUGAUGAUGAAGAGGAUGAUGAAGAGACCACUCCUCAGAAGAAGACGAAGAAAAAAACUUCAAAAGAAACUUCUGAUGGAAAAGAAAAAGACAAGGAAAAAGACAAGAAGUCCAAAUCAAAAGAUGUCAAAGAGGACGCAGACAGUAAAGGAAAAUCUAAAGCCAAGAAGAAGGAACCAGCCUCCAUGUUUCAGAUCAACAGAGACAAGCCUGAAACCAAGAGUAAAAAGAAAGCUGCUAAAUCUGAGAGUGAAGAGGAGAGCAAACCAGAAACCAAAACCAGCAAGAUGAAGAAGAAGAGCAGCUCAAAACCAGCGUCCAUGUUUCAGACAGGAGGGGACAAAGACAAGGACAAAGACAAAGACAAGGACAAAAAGACAAAAAAGGCCAAAAGUCCUGCUAAAGCAGAAGAGACUGAAGACUCUGAUUCAGAAGUGACAAAGAAGAAGAAAAAGGGCAAAGGGAAAAAAGGCAAAAAGGAGGAGCGAGCACCUUCUCCUCCCAUCGAGUUUGACAAUCUGGAGGAGUUUGUUCUUCAACCUGCACAACAAGGCGUCACAGUAAAGUGCAAAGUGACCCGUGACAAGAGAGGGAUGGACCGAGGCCUUUACCCAACGUACUACCUGCACCUGGACAACGAGAAGAAAGUAUUUUUGUUAGCGGGAAGGAAGAGGAAAAAAAGCACAACCUCUAACUACUUGAUCUCCAUUGACCCGACUGACCUCUCCAGAGGAGGAGAAAACUUCAUUGGAAAGCUGAGGUCAAAUCUGAUGGGAACCAAGUUCACGGUGUUUGAUAAUGCACUGCAUCCGGACAGAGCUCUGCCGGACAUGUCUAACGCGCGACAGGAAUUAGCAGCUAUUAUCUAUGAAACAAAUGUUUUGGGCAUGAAAGGACCAAGGCGAAUGAUUGUAAUUAUUCCUGGCAUGAACAAAGAUGGAGAACGAGUCCCCAUACGGCCCCGUAGUGAAAAUGAUGGCCUCCUCAUUAGACAACAAAACAGAAAUAUGGAAAACUUGAUAGAGCUGCGCAAUAAGACGCCAGUGUGGAAUGAAGAAACGGCGUCACACGUGUUAAACUUCAACGGCAGAGUUACACAGGCCUCCAUCAAAAAUUUCCAGAUUGUGCAUAACAAAGACCAGGACUACAUAGUGAUGCAGUUUGGGAGAGUAGCAGACGAUGCCUUCACUCUGGACUAUAGGUAUCCUCUGUGUGCGGUACAAGCCUUUGCCAUCGCUCUCUCCAGCUUUGAUGGCAAAAUCGCCUGCGAGUAAAAGCGUAAAGACGUCUGUGAUUUUGUCACAUGCAACAAAUGGGAAACGUUCUCACUCAGCAUCAGCUCAAUUCACGACGAGAAGACCAAAACCCAUAAAUCUGUAAAAUAAAGCCACCAUUGCUUGUGGGAUUGCAUGAUUUUACAUGCUGGUGAUAUCCGCUUGGGCUAAAAUCAAGUUUUGGUUGUACAAUGGAUCUACUGAGAAGGGAGGAAGUGUGUUGAGGUGUUUGAUUUUGAGUUUGAAAGAUGUGGUGAGGAGGUCACGUUAGACGUGGCGUGUGUUUGAAAAGGGAAAAAGAAACAAUGGAUUGUGUUUUAUUUUUAGGUUAUGCAUACAAUGCAAUUAGGAAAAAUGUGUUUUAACAUUGUCUGCUUCACAUUUUAGUAAACCCGGUUAAAAUCUGUGUUAUCUUAUACUAGUAACAUAAAUGGAAAAAACACUUUG